Molecule: messenger RNA, 2291 nt
Organism: Triplophysa dalaica
Lineage: Eukaryota; Metazoa; Chordata; Actinopteri; Cypriniformes; Nemacheilidae
Gene: ndufaf5
Product: NADH:ubiquinone oxidoreductase complex assembly factor 5
Exons: 11
Coding region: 83-1048 (321 amino acids)
Biological process (GO): mitochondrial respiratory chain complex I assembly
Cellular component (GO): mitochondrion
Molecular function (GO): S-adenosylmethionine-dependent methyltransferase activity
Source: RefSeq, a predicted model, not a curated record
ACAAAACUACACCCUUGCGUUCGUUGUUUAAGAUGCACGAGCAUGCCUUUUAAAGUCUGACAGAAUAUAUGUGUAAGAAAGAAUGAAUGUCAACCCGCAAAGCCUCCGAUCUCUGCAGCGUUUGUGUGGGGCGGGAUGGAGGCGUUUGUCCUCAAUGCAGGGAGGAGCUAUGAAUGUAUUUGACAGGAGCAUGAAGCGGAAACAGAAAAAAUGGUCAUCGUCUUUACCGGACAGCGACAAAUACGAUUACCUGAAAAAUGAGGUGGGCAGCAGAUUGGCAGACAGAAUAUAUGACGUCUCAAGGACUUUUCCUCUGGCUCUAGAUGUGGGAUGUGGGAAGAGUCACAUCGCGGAGUAUUUGAGUAAGGAUGUUAUUGGACGUCUCUUCUUGACAGACAUCUCAGAUUCUUCUUUGAAGAAGAAGAAAGAAUGUGAGAUUCCUACUCACUCUGUUCAGGCAGAUGAGGAGUUCUUGCCCUUUAAAGAAAACACAUUUGACCUGGUGUUCAGCAGCAUGAGUAUGCACUGGAUCAAUGAUCUCCCUGGUGCCUUGAGACAGAUCCAUCAGGUGCUGAAGCCAGAUGGCGUGUUUAUUGGAGCAAUGCUUGGUGGCGAGACGUUGUUCGAACUGCGGUGUUCUCUACAGUUAGCUGAGCUGGAGAGGGAGGGAGGGUUUUCUCCUCAUAUCUCACCCUACACUGCCGUCACCGACCUUGGUAACCUGCUGGGCCAAGCAGGCUUCAACAUGCUCACCGUGGACAUUGAUGAGGUUCAGGUCCAUUAUCCUUGUAUUCUAGAAGUCAUGACUGAUUUACAAGGUAUGGGUGAAAGUAACUGUGCGUGGAACAGAAAGUCACUCUUACACAGGGACACCAUACUGUCAGCAGCUGCCAUUUAUAAAGAAAUGUAUGGCAGUGAAGAUGGGUAUGUUCCAGCUACGUUUCAAAUCCUCUACAUGAUUGGCUGGAAACCUCACGAGUCUCAGGCAAAACCAGCAAAGAGGGGCUCAGCGAAUGUCUCGUUUGAAGAUUUGUCAAAAUUAGGCUAAAUUCAGACCGACUACCAAAAAUCUGAUGUCAAAUCUUCAGACGGAAAGAUGCAUUUAUACCUCAAAUCAGCCCGUCCUGUUUGGAUCUGCUUUACUGAAAUGUACAUGAUUAUACAGAAAUGUUGCAUCAACAAAAUGUAUAUUUGAAAUGCCACUAUACUCGAAAAUAUGAUGCUACACAGUUUGUUAUUUUCUUAAAAAGAAGCAAAUAUUAAAGAGAAAUAGAUUCACACCAUAAGGUUCCUCACAAAUGAUUAUUCAGUUUCAACAAAUAAAAAGUAAACCAAAACAUGAAGUUGAAAUGAAAUGUAACUCCUUUAAAAAUGUAUACAUCAUACUUGCGAUCCCAAGUCCAAAAAACAAAAAUUCACAUUCAUUCUAGUGUGCAUCUACUCCAAAAAUCAAACUGUCUAAUGUUGCACGACAGUCAACUCAUUUACACAAACAUUCUUCAUUCACAUAUGGCUUUAUAGUGUUCAACAUUAAUGUUUUCUCAGGUUACAUAGUCACCCGUGUAUAUUCUACUUAAAAAGCCCUUAAUCUGUGUCAAGGGGCCGUGAGCGGAGUAAAGGAUGAUAAUGGUGACAUCUGUUGUUUCUGGAAGACAUUAGCCUGCAGUACAUGUACGAUUAGAGUUCAUCCCUUUGAGCUUUGACCUCUUAGUGGUUAUAAAACAUGAUGAUUAUACUGUAAAUACAUAACACAACACAAGCAGUUAGGUUACCCUGUCAUUAUUUACCCAUUCCAAACCGUCUUUUAUGACAAGCGAGUAAAUCAUUUUCGCGUGAACGGUUGUAGAUUCUAUAUUUUAGCCAACGAAUCAGAGGCCAGAAUAGAAAACAUAACUUUAGCUGUUUUUGAAUCCAUAGGAAAGCAACGGUGUAUGAACAUGGUGAACUACAAAAUGCUAAUAGCAGCUAAAAGAUUUGCUCGGUUACAGACCCCUUGGUCCCGUGUAAACAUAAGAUGUUUGGAGCAGGUUAUGGCAGCAGUUCCACAUUUCUCAUUCUUAGACACACAUAAAGCUCAGUUACUGCCUACAAGGCACUACACAUUUUUUUUACAUAGCCCCCUCUCUUUCAAGUUAUAAUGUUCAGCUUUCCUGAGUAUGCUUAUGAGCAUCUGGAUGAACCUCAUAUCAUUAAUUCAAAAGAAUUGCUUCUAUAUUAUCACUGUAGUGCAAAAACAAAGACAUGCUUCAUAUCUUCAAAUCUUAGCAAAAUAAAGAAAACAGUUCAAUUGA